Molecule: messenger RNA, 1524 nt
Organism: Miscanthus lutarioriparius
Lineage: Eukaryota; Viridiplantae; Streptophyta; Magnoliopsida; Poales; Poaceae
Source: the annotation of a GenBank genome assembly
AUGCUCCCUCUCCUCGUCCUCCUCACCGGACCUGCAGCUGCCCCUACGGUGUCAGCUGCCUCCCUCUUCGGCAUCGCCGACUACACCAAGCUGCUCCCCUACAACCCCGACAUCGCGGACCCGAACUACAUCGUCACCGGGUACCGCGUCAUCGUCCCGUUUCCUUGCUCCUGCCUCGGGCUCCCCGCUGACCCAGCCUCCACCUUCCUCGCUGGGUCGUUCCCCUACACGCUCUCCGGCGGCGGCGAGACGUACGGCGACGUUGCCUCGGAAUUCGCCAACCUCACCACCGCCUCGUGGCUGGCGGCCACCAACGCGGAACCGGCGGGUAAGCUGCCCGCCGCUGGGAAGAUCAAUGUCACCGUGAACUGCUCCUGCGGCGACAGGAGUGUGUCGCGGCGGUACGGGCUGUUCCUCACCUAUCCGCUCUGGGAAGGGGAAACGUUCUCCUCGGUGGCGGAGCACUACGGGUUCUCGUCUCGUGCGCAGUUGGAGCUGCUCAGGAGGUUUAAUCCUGGUAUGGACGGGGCCUCCGGGAAGGGGAUCGUGUUUAUCCCAGUGAAAGGCAAGGCUUCACAAGCUGACGGCAUGAAGGUUGACAGAUCCAUAGAGUUCUCAUAUGAAGAGCUUUCCGAUGCUACAAACAACUUUAGUAUGGAGCAUAAAAUUGGGCAAGGUGGUUUUGGCUCUGUUUAUUAUGCUGAGCUUAGAGGCGAGAAAGCUGCCAUAAAGAAAAUGGAUACAAAGGCAUCUCAAGAAUUCCUUGCUGAACUGAAGGUUUUGACAUGCGUCCAUCACUCGAAUCUGGUGCGCUUGAUUGGUUAUUGUGUUGAGAGUUGCUUGUUCCUUGUUUAUGAAUUUAUUGAGAAUGGAAACCUGAGCCAGCAUCUGCAUGGGACUGGUUAUGAACCUCUCUCAUGGACCAGUAGAGUGCAAAUCGCCCUUGAUUCAGCAAGGGGUCUAGAGUAUAUUCAUGAGCACACUGUUCCAGUGUAUGUUCAUCGGGAUAUCAAGUCUGCAAAUAUCCUGAUAGACAAAGAUUUUCGAGCAAAGGUUGCAGAUUUUGGAUUGACAAAACUCUCAGAAAUUGGAACUACUGCUACAUCACAGUCACUCCCAUCACUACGAGUUGUUGGUACAUUUGGUUACAUGCCUCCAGAGUAUGCUCGAUAUGGUGAGGUUUCUCCUAAGGUGGAUGUCUACGCUUUUGAUAUAGUCCUGUAUGAACUUCUUUCAGCCAAAGAAGCUAUUGUGAGAUCAACAGAAUUCACUGAUGCACAAGGCCUGGCUUAUCUGUUUGAGGAGGAGGCUCUCAGCAUGCCAAACCCCAAGGAAGCUCUUCAGGAACUGAUUGAUCCAAGGCUAGGAGGUGACUAUCCCAUUGACUCGGUUGUGAAGAUCGCGUACCUUGCAAAGUCAUGCACGCAUGAAGAGCCCAGGAUGAGGCCUACCAUGAGAUCUGUAGUGGUUGCUCUCAUGGCGCUUUCAUCCAAGGACCAUGAGCUAACUCGGGGACAGGAUUAG